This is a messenger RNA of Funneliformis caledonium, 304 nucleotides long. The record is from the annotation of a GenBank genome assembly. NCBI's taxonomy places the organism in Eukaryota, Fungi, Glomeromycota, Glomeromycetes, Glomerales, Glomeraceae.
UGUCAAGGAUAGACAGGAGAUCUUAACUUCAAAGACUAUUGCUCAAGCUCUUAAGAAAGUCUAUGACAACCUUAAAUGUCUUUUAGUCUGGUCAGAAAAAUUUUUAACAGAUAGGGGACCAGAGUUUAGAGGUGAUUGUAAGAAAUUAAUGAGAGAGCAUGACGUGAAAAUUCAGAAGGCCUUUACUAAAAAUACUAUGAGUAUUACUAAAAAAUUUAAUGGUGAUUUAACUAGAAAAUUGUUUCAUUCUCAAGAUGCUUCUAAUCUUUUGACUUUACACUUAAAUAAGAUAUUCUGGGUUUGG